GAUUGAAUAGGAGAAUAAAUGUGCAGCUUCCCUUUGUGAUUUUCUGAUAAAAUUUGGGGAUAAGAUGGCACCAACAAAUGCCACUGCCCAACAAUCCCACGUCUUACUUACAGAUUCUAACUCUGCAACCAUGCAACUUUUCUUCUCUUCUCAGAGAGUUUGUGUCUCAACUGGAUCACACUGGAUACCUCAACUUAUGUAAGACAACUGGAUUCUUUCACCAGAAUGGCCAAGGUGAAGUUUUGGCAGGUGAAGAUAAUUAAGCUCCAGCUCUAAGUUGUUGAAUUCUUUUGGAGCCUAUACUCUGCCUUGUUGGUACUGUUGGUGUAGAAAAGUCCUUGUUAAAUUGCUUGGGAAAAUGUCCUUGAGGCAGCAGUAAGCUUCUGUGAGAUAGAUAGAUAAAUUGAGGUAAUUAAUAUUGCUAUUAUCAUAAGCAGCAGGAAAACUAAGAAUUGGAUAAGAAGAGUAUGGGAGAAUUCGGAAAUGAGGUAGAAAAGUCUAUUAUUUUUGAGAAAAAGAAGAAUGGAAUGAGUUCAAGCAAGUCGAAGAUUUCUGCAUCUUCCACCAUGGAAUCUAAUCUACAUGAAAACCAAGCUCAUCUUAUUUCAAAUACGGAGAAAUCUCCACGUCAAUCUCACUGCACUACCUGCUGGAAAAGUAUGAAUUGCCAAAUUGUUCGUUCAAGAACCAAACUGAUGAAUAUUUUGAUUGAGAGGAAAAAACCACAAGAGGUCCACUCAAUUUUUCAGGGUCUGACAGAAGAAGGACAUCGGCCAACUCUUGUGACAUAUACAACUGUUUUGGCUGCCUUGACUCUCCAGAAACGUUUCAAGUCGAUACCGUUGCUUCUUUCCAAAUUGGAGCAAGAUGGAUUAAAACCUGAUUCCAUAUUCUACAAUGCCAUGAUAAAUGCUUUUUCUGAAUCUGGAAAUGUUAAGGAGGCUAUGAAAGUGUUCCAGAAAAUGAGGGAGAAAGGAUGUAAGCCCACAACCAGCACUUUUAAUACAUUAUUUAAAGGGUUUGGAAUCAUUGGUAAGCCUGAAGAAUCUCUGAAACUGCUGGAAAUUAUGUCUCUUGAAGAGAAUGUGAAACCUAAUGACAGAACAUAUAAUAUUCUGGUCCGGGCUUGGUGUAACAAGAACAAAAUUGUAGAAGCCUGGAAUGUGGUUCACAGAAUGGUUGCAGCUUGUGUAAAACCUGAUGUUGUUACUUACAAUACUAUAGCAACGGCUUAUGCUCGAAACAAGGAGCCUGGUAGAGCUGAAGCAAUGAUUUUUCAAAUGCAAAAUCACAAAGUGGCACCAAAUCAUCGAACAUGUGGUAUCAUCGUGGAUGGGUACUGUAAAGAGGGAAAUAUGACAGAAGCAUUGAAGUUUGUUUACAGGAUGAAGGAUCUUGGUGUACUUCCUAAUCUAGUAAUAUUCAACUCUAUCAUCAAAGGCUUUCUCGAUAUCACUGAUGCUAGUGGUGUUGAUGAGACACUUACAUUGAUGGAAGAGUUUGGGGUGAAACCAGAUGUGGUAACAUUUAGUACUAUCAUGAAUGCAUGGAGUUCAGCUGGACAUAUGGAUAAGUGCCAAGAGAUAUUUAAUGACAUGAUUAAGGCCAGCAUAGAACCUGAUAGCCACACAUUCAGCAUUCUAGCUAAAGGCUAUGUGCGUGCUGGAGAACCUGAAAAAGCUGAAGCCCUGUUGAAAGUUAUGGCUUCAUCAGGUGUACAUCCAAAUGUUGUAAUGUUCACAACAAUCAUCAGUGGAUGGUGUAGUGCUGGACAAAUGGAGUAUGCUCUGAGGGUAUUUGAAAGGAUGUGCAAAAUGGAUGUAUUGCCUAACUUGAAAACCUUUGAAACCCUCAUUUGGGGUUACGGUGAAGCAAAACAACCAUGGAAAGCUGAAGAGUUCCUCCAAAUUAUGGACGAGAUGGGAGUAUCUCCCACAAGGAAUACUCUUCUACUUGUUUCAGAUGCAUGGCGAGCGAUUGGUUUCCUUAACCAGGCCAAGAAAAUUUCAGAUGAUGUGGAAUAUGAUGAUAGGGCAUUCUUGAAUUCUCUGGAGGAUAAGCAACCAGGGGACAACUUUGAACGAGUUUAUCCUAAAGAUAUAUCAAAUGAUUCUCUCGCAAGCCUUAAGCAAGUAACCAACCAAAAUGGGUUGAGCCCUGUCAAUAAAAGAAGCCAAAUAGUGCUGACCAGAUCCACGUCUUUUGCUGGAAGCAUAAAUGUGGCAACUAAAUCAAUAAUGGUUUCCCAUAGCUGUGGAUUCAAGGUAAAAUCUUUGAUGAUAUUUGACAAGCAGUGUCUAGUGCAGAUAGGAAUAUAUGGUUUUGCGAAUUCAUGUAGAAUGGUGGCGUUAAAUUAACAAAUUUCCAGUUCAGUCUAUUAAAGGAAGCCUCUUGAAAUAAAAAUGUAUACCCGGAUUGAAGCCCUUUUCACAUCAAGAUGGCUUACACAAAGGCCUGCAAUUCUACAAUUAGAUCAUUUUUACAUGGUGUUUUUUUUUAACAUGUAUGUGCACUGUUAUCUUAUUCAAAACUUAUACCAUUAUGAAAUGUAUAUUCUUUAGGUUGAAAUGA
This is a messenger RNA of Solanum dulcamara, 2571 nucleotides long. RefSeq names its product pentatricopeptide repeat-containing protein At5g25630-like. NCBI's taxonomy places the organism in Eukaryota, Viridiplantae, Streptophyta, Magnoliopsida, Solanales, Solanaceae. The coding region runs from base 468 to 2357 and encodes 629 amino acids. The record is from RefSeq and is a predicted model, not a curated record. Gene Ontology annotation, molecular function: protein binding. The transcript is spliced from 6 exons.